Ailuropoda melanoleuca (giant panda) is the source of this 2826-nucleotide messenger RNA. RefSeq names its product WD repeat containing antisense to TP53 (gene WRAP53). The transcript is spliced from 10 exons. Gene Ontology annotation, biological process: Cajal body organization. The record is from RefSeq and is a predicted model, not a curated record. The coding region runs from base 804 to 2786 and encodes 660 amino acids. Lineage: Eukaryota; Metazoa; Chordata; Mammalia; Carnivora; Ursidae. Gene Ontology annotation, cellular component: Cajal body. Gene Ontology annotation, molecular function: protein binding; RNA binding.
CCCCGCGAGGCUCCUGGCACAAAGCUGGACAGUCGCCAUGACAAGUAAGGGCAAGCAGUUCGCCGGCGGGCGGAGGCGAUGGGAAUAGAGUCCGAGAGGAGGGCAGGGAGACAGUCGGGAUUCUCGCCGUGUUGGUGGUGUAGCUACUCGACGCUGGGGAGGGGAAGUUCAACAGGCCAGAGCUGUGAAGGCGGAAUUGGUGGAUACCAUUUUAGAAGACCCCUGGCACUGUGUCAAAUAUGAAGGUGGAAGGAAGAGGGUCCUUUGCACUUGUCAUUCCUCUCCCAGAUAGCUGGAUAGUUUCUUCUCAGCAGCUAAAACGUGUCCUUUUAGAAAGGACUUCCUUAAUAUCCGAAUCCAACGAACUCACUCAGAUACUCUGUAUCACACCAUCUUGUUUAAUUUCCUUCCCAGCCCCAAUCUUUUUCUGCAAAGAUUUGUUCCUUGCCUUAAAUACACAGCAGCGUAAGCCUUCGGGGGCAGAGACCUUGUCUAUUAUCUGAUUCAUUGUUGUAUUUCUCAGUGCCUAGUACAGUACGGGGUAGCAAGGAAGAGCUCAAUAAUAACCACUGAAUGAAUGAAUGAAAAGAGACGGAAGUCUGAGGAAUUUGGCGGAUUGAGAAGCAAAAGAGGGUCAAAACCUGUAAAAAUCAAACAUAGCGCUAGCGCCCUCUGCAGGUGAGGGGGGAGUAGGAGCUUUACGAGUGCCGGAGGGAGACGGCAGGCGGAGCUCAGGCACUUCUCGCCGCGGCAGAAGCUCUCGGACUACAACAGCCAGCAGCCACCAGGAGCCCCACGGCUUGAUGGGAACUGUAAACCUGCGUGACCUGUUACGUGCCUGCCCCGCCCCUCCCGAGGGUCGCCCGCGAAAUCCGAUCCGGGAUGCGGAGGUCCAAUGGAAAGGUGGGGCCAAAUCCCGCGAGAGCGAGCGGCUCUUGGUGACCGACCGGGCUGAGGGACGCCGUGCUCGCAUCAUCUGCGUGUCCACCUGUCCGGCUCGUCUCCCGGGGGUCUUCCGCCCCCUCCCGGAAGAAGGAGGAAGGCCCCGGCGGGUUCUCCAGGUCCGCUUCCGGGAGCCCAGUGAACUUGGGGGCCGCUGCACCGGCAAGGCGGCUGGUAGCCCACGGGACGAGGGUUGCGGCCGAGGCCGGUGCCCGCGCUUCCUCGGCAGCAUGAGCGCGCCGGAGACGCCCGGGUUAGCCCCGGACCGCCUUGCUGUGGACCAGGCCCCUGCUCCCGCCCGCCUCUCUCCUCAGGCUUCCCCGACGGAUGAAAAUACGGACCCCGAACUGUUGCCACCACCAGCUGCUGGGGAAGAUCCGCCCCGCUCGUCCCCGGAUCCCACGGCUGGUUCCCAGGAGCCGGGGGAGGGCGGCUCAGUUUCUGCCUCCACCGCCCCGGAAGCGGGCCUCGCUACUCCUAACGAGUUGAGCCCUCGAAUCGAGGAGCCAGAACUUUGUGAAAACGUGAGCCUUCCUGCAGAAGAAGCGAAGGGGCCAGAGUCGAGGCCUGGAGAGGCCGUGGAAGGUGUGUCUGGGGGCCCCGCCCCGGAGGACGAGGGAUACACCACUUGGAACUACAGCUUUUCGCAGCUACCUCGGUUUCUCAGUGGUUCCUGGUCAGAGUUCAGCACCCAACCCGAAAACUUCUUGAAAGGCUGUAAGUGGGCUCCUGAUGGUUCCUGCAUCUUGACUAAUAGUGCCGAUAACAUCCUGAGGAUCUAUAACCUACCCCCGGAGCUGUACAAUGAGGGGGAACAGCUGGAAUAUGCAGAGAUGGCCCCCGUCCUUCGCAUGGUGGAAGGCGACACCAUCUAUGAUUAUUGUUGGUACUCUCUGAUGUCUUCAAGCGAGCCAGACACCUCCUACGUGGCCAGCAGCAGCCGGGAGAACCCCAUUCACAUCUGGGAUGCAUUCACUGGAGAGCUCCGGGCUUCCUUCCGGGCCUACAAUCACCUGGACGAGCUGACGGCUGCCCACUCGCUCUGUUUCUCCCCGGAUGGCUCCCAGCUCUUCUGUGGCUUCAACAGGACCGUGCGCGUCUUUUCCACGGCCCGGCCUGGCCGUGAUUGCGAGGUCCGAGCCACAUUUGCCAGAAAGCAGGGCCAGAGCGGCAUCAUCUCCUGCAUAGCCUUCAGCCCAGUGCAGCCCCUCUACGCCUGCGGCUCGUACGGCCGUUCCCUGGGUCUGUACGCCUGUGACGAUGGCUCCCCUCUUGCCUUGCUGGGAGGGCACCAAGGAGGUGUCACUCACCUCUGCUUUCACCCCGAUGGCUACCGCUUCUUCUCAGGAGCCCGCAAGGACGCGGAGCUGCUGUGCUGGGACCUCCGGCAGCCUGGUCAUCCUGUGUGCUCCCUGAGUCGAGAGGUGACCACCAAUCAGCGUAUCUACUUCGACCUGGAUCCGACGGGCCAGUUCUUGGUGAGCGGCGGCACUAACGGGGCUGUGUCCGUGUGGGACACCAGCGGGGCUGGACAGGAGGGGAAGGCUGAGCCCGUGCUGAGUUUUCUGCCCCAGAAGGACUGCACCAACGGAGUGAGCCUGCACCCCAGCCUGCCGUUGCUGGCGACUGCCUCCGGUCAGCGUGUGUUUCCCGAGCCCACGGAGAGUGAGGACGAAGGGGAGCACGAGGUGGACAUUCCCCUGCUUUCCAUGCGCCACAUCCACCUGGAAUGUCAGCUGCAGCUCUGGUGGUGUGGGGGGGCCCCAGACGUGGGGAUGGCGGAUGCUCACCAGGGCAAGAAGGGACAGGGAGGGACCGAGGAAGGUGGGGGCGAGUUUACAUAAAAAGGUUUUAUACGGUGCUAGAGUCUUUGUGUCCUUUUUU